AUGUCGACCUCCGCCGAUAUCCCCAACAAAACCCGCCUUUCGCAUCAGCCGUCUACAAUCCGCGCCGUCCUGUCGCUGCCGCCGCAAUGGCUUUCAAUGUAUGAUGAGUUCAUCACCAAAAACGCCGGCCAGGUCUCCCAAAUAGAAUCGGCUCUGAGGUCGCUGACGUACAUCAUCCCUGGUCGUUUCCGCGACGCCGAGAUUGCCUCCGAAACAGUCCAUUCGAGUGUGCAGCUUCUAUCUCUCUAUCAUGACACACUGCUCAUGCGUGCCUUAUCGCGCAUUCCUAUGUCGCGGCUACCGUCCCCCCACAGUCGCUACACCAAGUACUGGACCCAGCGGAGUCCCAUGUACCGCCGCAUCGCCAUGUUACUGCAGAUGGUUACCUACACACAACUCCUCUGCGAGAUGGCAGCCAAGAGGCGUGGAGGUGAGCGCGGCCGAUGGCGUGCCGUCGUGUUGUUGGAGGCAAUCAAAGCUAUCUGCCGUCUGCUGCUACUGCGCGUAACGCGUUCACGGCCUCUUGUCUCUCCCGUCCUUCCAGAGCGCGAGCCUGUCCCUGAAGAACCCGAAGGCGACGACGACGCUAGCACCGUCAAGGAAAUGCUCGUCGAGCCCGCCAACGGCCAUGCAUCUGGAGGCGAGGACGCCCCGAAGCCCCACGAAAAGGAUUGGGUCAUGCCUAGGACAGGAAUGAGCCUGCCCUCGUUACCCAACGCUGGUGAUGUCAGCAGCUACCUCCUGGGCAAGGUCCUCACGGCCGAAGAUAUCAAACCAGCCGCCAAGUUGCUGAACCAACUCCAAGGCAGCGCCCAGGCGGCUGAAGUGCUCCACAUUUUGGCGCCGCUGAUAUACUCACUCGCCCUCUCCAAAAGCAAGAAUAAGAAGGCGUGGACACCGUGGCUGAUUGGCCUGAGCGUUGAGUAUGCCGCACGUCAACUCAGAGACCGGAGCUUCAGAACCACGCCGCUUGAACGUGACGAGUGGAACAAGCGAGCCUGGGCCAUGGGUUGGUGGACGAUGCGGGGGGCCUUUUACGAAAAUAUUAUGAAGGGCAUCGUCGGUGGAGUGCGAUCAAGAGUCCCCGGGCUCAUUGGUGGCAUCCUGGAAGACUACGAGUACCUGUGGGAAAAUUACUACUUCAGCACCAGUGCGUGA
Messenger RNA from Colletotrichum higginsianum IMI 349063, 1158 nucleotides. Its product is annotated as Peroxisomal membrane protein. NCBI's taxonomy places the organism in Eukaryota, Fungi, Ascomycota, Sordariomycetes, Glomerellales, Glomerellaceae. Gene Ontology annotation, biological process: peroxisome organization. The coding region runs from base 1 to 1158 and encodes 385 amino acids. The record is from RefSeq and is a predicted model, not a curated record. The transcript is spliced from 2 exons. Gene Ontology annotation, cellular component: peroxisomal membrane.